Messenger RNA from Frankliniella occidentalis (western flower thrips), 1358 nucleotides. RefSeq names its product ribosomal L1 domain-containing protein CG13096-like. Lineage: Eukaryota; Metazoa; Arthropoda; Insecta; Thysanoptera; Thripidae. The coding region runs from base 125 to 883 and encodes 252 amino acids. The transcript is spliced from 5 exons. The record is from RefSeq and is a predicted model, not a curated record.
CCCGCCGUGCGCCCCGGAGCAGUGGAGCCUGUCGGCGUAUAAAAGCCCCCCGCACCUGCAAGCAGCCGGUCAGAGACGCUGUCAGAUCACCAUUCCCCUCAUCAGCCGAGUCAUCGCGCAGGUCAUGGCGCAGCGGACCACAACAGCAGCGCCGCGGCCCCUGCCGGCCGCCGCCGUCCUCGCCGUCCUCGUGGCGGUCCUCGCCGCGCUGCCGGCUCCUGGAGCACCCUUCCCCGUCAGCAGAUGGACCGACACAGCCGUGGUAGAGUCGACAAUCCGGGAGGUGUACGCGCGCCCGCCCACCGACAUGCUGUUCGCGGCCACCAACGACGAGCACCGCGCGUCCACGCACCAGGCGCACCAGGCCGGUAAGGUGCGGCACGUCAAGGGGGGCGGCGGCAAGAACGGCAAGGGCUACCACCACAAGCACUCCUCCUCGGGCAACGACGGCUACAAGCACUUCGACGCCUUCCACACCAAGAGCGGCGACAAGUACGGGUACGAGCAGCACUCCGCCUUCGGGAAGAAGAAGAAGGGCGGUAAGAACGAGAAAUACGGCGCCGCGGGUGACGCGGGCUUCGCCGGAUCUCACCCCGACGUGGAGGUGGUGCGGGACACGGCCCGGAUACGGCAGGGGCCACGGUCGCAGUCGCUCCAGGACGUAAGCGGGGAUGCCUCCGUGGACCGCGAGAGCUCCUCGCACCGGCGCGGACUGCACGGAGAAGACGACAUGUUCUUCGUCUUCUCGGGCGGAAACGAGAAUCAGGAGGAUGACGGCGAGGGGCAGCAGCAGCAACAGGCCGCCGACGACGACGACCACGACGACGACGGCGAGGCGGCGCUGUUCCUCAUGUGUAUUGACGAGUGUGAUGAUUACGACUGACGUUGCCGUGCUGGUUGCUGUGCGCCGCAGGAGCAGCAAGAGGCCGCCGAGGACGACGACGAUGACGACGAGGGCGGCCAGCAGCAGAAGCAGCAGCAGGCCGACGACGACUACGACUACUGAGCGCCCCGGGUCCAAUCCGCGGCCCAGCUGUGAGGCGACCGAUAUCCACGAAUUUCCUGGAUUUGAGUAGGCGGGAUUUUGUACUGCCCCCCAGGACAAUUAUGAUGGCAUUGUUAAUGUAUUGUGAAUUCUAGUCAACCUCGUUGCCUCCUCGCCCUGAAAGGAGGGGUGGGGUGAUUAUCAUUGUCAUGUUAUAUUUUUGUGUUUUAUCUUACCAUCACAUUGUCACAGUCUUUUCAUCUACAUACUCAUAUUGUUAAGGCCUCACACUUUUAUCUGCAUUAUAUCAUAUUAACACAUCUUGUGUACCUGCGAGUUUUUGUUGUAUUAAUAAAUACCUUCCAAACGUUAA